Trichophyton benhamiae CBS 112371 is the source of this 603-nucleotide messenger RNA. RefSeq lists its product as uncharacterized. The transcript is spliced from 2 exons. Lineage: Eukaryota; Fungi; Ascomycota; Eurotiomycetes; Onygenales; Arthrodermataceae. The record is from RefSeq and is a predicted model, not a curated record. The coding region runs from base 1 to 603 and encodes 200 amino acids.
AUGGAUGCCGGCCGCCAGAUCACAAUCCUGCAUCUGAGCUUGCUUUCGUCCACACCCCUUCUCCCUUCUGCCCCUAAAAUAUCCACUUUUUUUUUCUUCUUCGCCCUCCCUCCCUCCCUCUCUCUUUUUUUUAAUCUUCUCUUGUGCUACCCAUCUGGUAUUUUUUUUAGGGAGAGACAGAAAGCCAACACUAAAGAGCCAGCAGAGAAAGGCAAGCAGGCGAGCCGGCAAACCCACCCAGAAGAUAGGGGAGUGACAUACCGUCAGACAGAGAGAACCAGAAUCUCCGCGGUACCGCCCAAAACGAACAAGCCGAACAACCUCUUUUUUUAUUACGCUUCCUUACAUAUCGAAACCUCUCCAUCUCUUGGAGCAUAUGACCCACAGGAAGGCAUCCACCCAGCAUCCAACCGCCAAAUAGACUCGCUUCUGCAUCUCACGUUCGAUGAAUCGCGAUCUACAUAUACAUGCACUUCUCGCACGCCUGCGCUGCGCACUGUUAUCAAGCAGCAUCUCACCAUCUUCAUCUCGAGCUUGACUCCCCCUGGCAAUCCUAUUGAAGUGAGAGCCGGGCUGUUAAACCCCACUCUGCAGCUUCGCUAA